UUCAAGGAGAGCAGGGGGACCAUGAAGAGUACGGAGUCCUCACCGUUCACAGCCUUAGGCCCCCACUCAGAUCCUGACAACAGUGAGGUGGAGCUGGACUGCCGGUUUAAUGAGGAGUUCAAGUUUAUCCUGCUGCCCGUGAGCUAUGCAGUUGUCUUUGUGCUGGGCCUAGGCCUCAAUGCCCUGACCAUCUGGUUCUUCCUCUUUUGCCUCCGACCGUGGGAUGCGACCGCCACCUACAUGUUCCACUUAGCUUUGUCAAAUACUUUGUACGUCCUGUCGCUGCCCACCCUCGUCUACUAUUACGCAGCCCGUAACCACUGGCCCUUUGGCACUGGGCUCUGCAAGUUCAUCCGCUUUCUCUUCUAUUGGAACCUCUACUGCAGUGUCCUUUUCCUCACCUGCAUCAGCGUACACCGCUACCUGGGCAUCUGCCACCCGCUGCGGGUGCUGCGCUGGGGCCACCCACGCCUUGCUGGCCUUCUCUGCCUGGCAGUUUGGUUGGUCGUAGCUGGCUGCCUCGUGCCCAACUUGUUCUUUGUCACCACCAGCCCUAAGGGGAACAUCAUCUUGUGCCACGACACCACCCGGCCUGAGGAGUUUGACCACUACGUGCACUUCAGUUUGGCAGUCAUGGGGCUGCUCUUUGGUGUGCCCUGCCUGGUCACUCUUGUCUGCUAUGGGCUCAUGGCCCGGCGCCUGUAUCGGCCCUUGCCAGGGGCUGCCCAGUCAUCUUCCCGUCUGCGCACGCUGCACACCAUCGCUGUGGUAUUGACUGUCUUUGCCAUCUGCUUUGUGCCUUUCCACAUCACCCGCACCGUUUAUUACAUGGCAAGGCUGUUGGAAGCUGACUGCUGGGUGCUGAACAUUGUCAACAUGGUCUAUAAAGUGACUCGGCCUCUGGCCAGUGCCAAUAGCUGCCUGGAUCCUGUGCUCUAUUUGCUCACUGGGGACAAGUAUCGACGUCAGCUCCGGCAGCUCUGCAGGGGUGGCAGGCCCCGGCUCCCCACGGCUGGCUCCUCUCUGGCACUGGUGUCCCUGCCUGAGGACAGCAGCUGCAGGUGGACAGCCAGCCCCCAGGACGGCGGCUUGGGCAGAUAGAUUGUAACGGAAGCCGGGAAGUGAGAGAAAGGGGGUGAGUGCAGGGCAGAGGGGAGGGAACCUUAUAGUGACACCCCAUCUGGCUGCUUUCUCCUCUUUUCUGAGCUCUGGAGAGAGGCCCUCACCCUGAGAUUUAGGAGGAGCCAGACAAAUCAUGUGUGACCCCAUCUCUCCUAAACCCUUCAGUUGCCCUCUCCUUUUUAGCCAAAGACACUAGUAGCCACUCUUUGUCCUCGACUUCUUUCUCUUUGUUUCUGCCCCCUUCCUGGGGCCACUGGUCCUGUUUCUUGGUACUACGAGGCUGCUGGAAAUCUUCCCCAGCCCUCCUUCUCCUGGCCUCUCCCCCUAUAUCCUUGUAUAUCAUGCGUUCCUUCAGCCAGACCAGAGCAUUUAGCUGGAGGGGUGAAGAAGCUGGGGUGAUCUCAGGAUUGGCUUGACUCAUCUGACAGUGAUAGCCAGAAUCAGGAAGUGUGGGCACCAGCGUAUCACAAAUGCCUGGGAAGUGACAUAUGUAGUGCCCACACCCACUCCCUGGUUUCCCCUGGAAGACAGGAUAGUCUUGUCUACUGAGGCGCUGAACUAGGGCAUCGUGCCAGAGAGUCUGCCUGCCAGGGUCCCCAUGUGCAGCUAGAGGCAUGGCCCUGUUGAAUGGUGGGUAGCCAUGAGGUAGAGAGGGAGCCUGAGUCUUCCCAUGGGGUGGGGACCUUGACGAGCCUCAGAGGGCAGGACCCAAGCUGAUAAUGGCCUUUGGAACAGGAAUGGGACUGGCCCUUCUUUAUGAGGUUUGCUGAGAACACACUUGACAGCUCUCCCGUACUUAAUGAAAGGCAGAGUAGAUGGCUCAGAAUGCAAGGGAGGAGCUCUCGUGUCUAUGGCAUAAGUUCCAGCACCAAAGGGUGGAGAAGGUUUGUGCAGAGAUUGGGGUGGAGACAGGGACCGAGGCCCAGAGCUGACUCUCCACUGGUCUCUCCCCUUUCUCUAGCUCCUGCCCUAGAUAAAUGAUAAAUCUGUCACCAGCUCUUUCAGAUCAGGUUUUAGGACUUUGAGGGCAGGGCGAGGCACUGGGACUAGGACAGCUCCCCUCAGAGUUUCCCAUCCAGUCACUCCUCUCCAGCACUAUCUUUGUGCUUACAGACUUCCAGGAGUGGAGGUGGGGUGUGGAAUUUGGGGAGCUAACUCUCAAGCCUUGGGAAGUAAGGGUUUCUGGGAAGGCAUUCGUGAGAAGGGUAGACUUACACUUCCAGGCACCCUCUCUGAAAUUGCCUUCCAGUCCUUUGGUCUCUUGAGUCUCCAGCCUUCCUUUCCUUUUGCCCCACUCUUGCUGACCUAGCUCUGAUCCUUUGCUUGUCUCCUGGCUUCUAAGGGGUCUCUCUGGAGAGUAAGGUUAAGGCGGGUCUAGACAUCAAGGACCCCUUCCGCUAGGAGUUAAUGAACUGGCCUUCUUCUUACUAGCCUCCCAGUCUCAUGGCCACUGCCUAGACUGUUGCAUAUGCUGUUCCUCAUCGGCACUCGCUCCCUUUUAUUCUGUUGACCACAGUCUCCUCACCUAUCACCUCUCCUACCCACCAGCCCCACCUAACAAAGUUGCUCUGUCAUCACAGCUGACCCAGGCUCCUCCAUUUCUCCAGUCCAUUGAAGUCCCCUACACUUAACUGAGACUAACUGCCCAGACUUUGUGGUCUGCUACUUUUGGGCCACCUUCCCUCACACUCUAAUUUUAAACACCUUGACUUUCACCUUGGGCCAGUCUUCUCUCUCCUAGGACUAGAGGGCAUUGCAGGUGAAGCCAGAUCCCAAGGCUGGCUUGACCCACUGAAACUUUAUGUGUUAGAACUUCAUCUAAGUCCCCAUUCCCCUUAGCCUGCUGAGUUCCUAGUGAACAUUCCAGACAACUCUUUCUUGUCUUUUCUACCUUUUCAAGACCCCAACUUCAUCCUCCCCUAUGACCUCUUAAGAGUUACCUUGCCUCUUGAAAAACAGAGAGAAUCUAAUAUCUCAGCUUCCCUCUGUUUCAUUCAUGAUAACUCUACUUCUAUAUUCAUUUUGUCUUUCUCCCUUUCUUCCCUGCAGUCCCAGAAUAAGAAGUGGCCCUCUUUCCUUUUCCUUUGUUUAUCCUUCUUCAUUUUCAGUCUCUUCCGUAAUUGAUUUCAUCUAGUCUUAAAAAACAAACUCUAGGACUUCCCUGGUGGUGCAGCGGUUAAGAAUCCACCUACCAAUGCAGGGGACACGGGUUUGAGCCCUGGUCCAGGAAGAUCCCACAUGCUGAGGAGCAAGUAAGCCCGUGUGCUACAACUACUGAGCCUGUGCUCUAGAGCCCGUGAGCCACAACGACUAAAGGCCUCAUACCUAGAGCCCCUGCUCUGCAACAAGAGAAGCCACCGCAAUGAGAAGCCGGCAUACCGCAAGAAAGAGUAGCCCGCACUUGCCACAACUAGAGAAAGCACUCAUGCAGCAACAAAGACCCAACACAACCCAAAAAUAAAUAAAUUAAAACAAACAAACAAACAAAAACCAAAUUCUAUUCAUCUUAUUCAUUUCACUCUCAAAUAUCUGGAAAGAGUACCAUGAAUCCCAUUUCCUCACCACAAAGUCACCCCUUAACUCUCUGGAUCUGGUUUCCUUCCUACACUUU
This is a messenger RNA of Kogia breviceps (pygmy sperm whale), 3733 nucleotides long. The record is from RefSeq and is a predicted model, not a curated record. NCBI's taxonomy places the organism in Eukaryota, Metazoa, Chordata, Mammalia, Artiodactyla, Physeteridae.